This is a messenger RNA of Mercurialis annua (annual mercury), 768 nucleotides long. RefSeq names its product germin-like protein subfamily 1 member 13. Gene Ontology annotation, molecular function: manganese ion binding. The coding region runs from base 47 to 718 and encodes 223 amino acids. NCBI's taxonomy places the organism in Eukaryota, Viridiplantae, Streptophyta, Magnoliopsida, Malpighiales, Euphorbiaceae. The record is from RefSeq and is a predicted model, not a curated record. The transcript is spliced from 2 exons. Gene Ontology annotation, cellular component: cell wall.
AGCUUACUAAAUAUUACUAAUUACAGUCUUAAUCUUAAUUAUAAGAAUGAAAAGUAUUCAAUUUCUUGCUUAUUUCUUCCUCUUGGCUUUGGCGUUUCCAUUUGCCUUGGCCUCCGAUCCUAGCCCUCUCCAAGACUUCUGUGUUGCUGUAGAUGAACCCAAGAAUGCUGUGUUUGUGAAUGGGAAAUUCUGCAAGAACCCAGCUCAAGUUGUUGCUGAAGAUUUCUUCUUUCCUGGACUAAACAUUCCAAGAGAUACUUCAUCAAAUAAAAAUGGAGUCAAUGUGACACUCCUAAAUGUAGAUCAAAUAGCAGGACUCAAUACUCUCGGCAUUUCGCUUGCUCGUCUUGAUUACGCACCAAACGGCGGCUUAAACCCGCCCCACACGCACCCACGCGCCACCGAAAUCCUUGUAGUGAUGCAAGGAACUCUAUAUGUUGGCUUCGUUACAUCAAACCCUAACCGUCUUAUCUCGAAAGUUUUAUACCCCGGAGAUGUUUUUGUGUUUCCGGUCGGUUUGAUUCACUUCCAGUUCAAUCUCGCAAAAACCGACGCGGUUGCAUUUGCCGGGUUGAGCAGCCAGAAUCCAGGAGUCAUCACAAUAGCUAAUGCAGUUUUUGCGCCAAAUCCUCCUAUUAAUCCUGAUGUUCUUGCUAAAGCCUUCCAGUUGGAUAAGAAUAUUGUUUUGGAUAUUCAAAAGAAGUUGACUGCAAAUUAAACAAUUAUAAGGACGACAAAAUGCAUGAAAUAGACCGUUACUAUUUUAUA